Manduca sexta (tobacco hornworm) is the source of this 429-nucleotide messenger RNA. Its product is annotated as atrial natriuretic peptide receptor 1-like. The record is from RefSeq and is a predicted model, not a curated record. The coding region runs from base 1 to 429 and encodes 142 amino acids. NCBI's taxonomy places the organism in Eukaryota, Metazoa, Arthropoda, Insecta, Lepidoptera, Sphingidae. The transcript has 3 exons.
AUGCAUUUCGUACAACUAUCCUGCAUGUUCCUGUUCUAUCCGGUUUUGACCGGUUCCGUGUUGAACAAGACAGUGUAUAAAGUUGGGGUGCUAAUGGCGUCCCGGCUGGACUCCCCUUUCGACCUGGAGAGAUGCGGUCCAGCGGUAGACCUGGCCUUGAACAAAGUUAAUGAGAAGUUCCUGGCGCAUCAUGGCAUUGAACUUCAGAAGGUGCAGGGCAGCUACCCAUCAUGUUCCGGGGCCGUGGCACCAGGGCUGGCAGCUGAUAUGCACUUCAAAGAUGACGUCAUCGCGUUCAUCGGACCGGCGUGCGCGUUCGCCCUGGAGCCAGUCGCGAGGCUCGCGGCUUACUGGAACACGCCGAUCAUCACCGGCAUGGGCGACCAGGGGUACAUCUUCGAGCCAUUUGCGCAAUUCAAGGCCUAUUAG